UCGGAUGCGCGGCGGCCCGAGCUUCGGUCCACUCGGCCCAGUGAUGCUCGGCCGCGAGGAGGGUACGGUACGCUGCGGGCAAGCAUCCGGAAAUGCGCCACGGGCAUGUAACUGAGAGCGGCGAGGACUCCCCUGGACAUCGAGAUGCUCGCCUACGGCUGCGAGAUCACGUAGCCAUGUAAACGGGCGAGCGGGAGAGCGAGGGAGAGAGAGAAAGAGAGGGAGAAAGGGAGAGAGAGAGAGAGAGCGAGUGUCAUCGAUGCGAGGUGCGAGCAGUGCGGCCUCACGGUGAAAAUCUGGCGUGAACGGUGCCGCGGUGGAUCGGGGAUCAUGGCGUCGGCCCCGGCCGAGCCUCCGGCCAGUCACGGGCACAGCUUCAGUAAGAGGACGUUUCACAAACCGACCUACUGCCACAGCUGCACCGACAUACUCUGGGGCAUCAUUCAGCCGGGGUUCAUCUGCGACGUGUGCAACUUCGUGGUGCACGAUCGCUGUCUUAAGGCCGUCGUCUCUCCCUGUUCCAGCAUCGCGGCAAGCCUGAUUAAGAACCCUGUGGCGCACUGCUGGUCCGAGCAGGCACACCACAAGAAGAAAUUCUGCAACGUGUGUCGGAAGCGGUUGGAGGACAAUCUGUCCAUCCACUGCGAAAUAUGCGAGUACUUCGUGCACACCGACUGCCAGGAUUUCGCGGUGGCGGACUGCAAGGAGAACGCGACGUACCUACCUGGGAAGGACUUGGCGUCAGUGAAGCACACGCAUCACUGGCGCGAAGGAAACCUCCCUAGUAGCUCGAAAUGCGUCGUCUGCAAGAAAGGAUGCUUUUCCGCCGAGUGCCUCUCAGGAAUCCGCUGCGAGUGGUGCGGCGUCACGUCGCACGCGUACUGUUACAAGACCAUGCACACCGUUGUCAAGAUCCCGGAAUGCACGUUUGGCUGUCUGAAACCGAUCUACCUGCCGCCCCACGCAGUCAGCAUCCCACGCACCGAGGUUCCCAUGGAAGCCAUCAUUGGAGUGCAAGUACGACGUAAGGAAGUCCUGGCGCGUGAGUAUUCCUGCCAUUUCACCGGCGAGCGAUUCGAUUUCGCCGAGAGCGAACAAAUCGGGGGUGCAGGCCACCUGGCCGAAGCUUUGAGGCGCCUUUCACUAGUUUUGCCACGUAGCUGCCAUGGAAAUUGUCAUGCUUCCCCUCCUUAUGCUCGAGCGCGAAGCAUAUCCGAGGAGUUCAGCAGCAACGACACGCGAUACCGCGAUGCGGCCGACGAGCCGGCACAGUCGAGCGGAACCCACGGCCGUGAUCCCAGGUCUCCGAAGGAAAAGGACGAUAAGGAACGAGGGGACGAAGAGACGAUGAAGGUGUACGAUGGCAACAAUUCUUUGAGAAGGCGCAUCUUUCGAGUUGUCACGGUGUCCCGACAAGCUACCACGGAGCAAAUUCUUACGUCGGCCCUCCGAGCGUUUCACAUUACAAAAGAUCCGAGCAAUUUUUACUUAACCGAUUUGUACGCCCCGGACGAGACUCCCCUGUGCGACCCGUUACCGGUGCAAAAUUUACAUCGAAUGGAAGGCAAGCGUCCCGCUGUCUUCCUCAGGUUUAAGGAUAACGACAGCGGAGAAGUGAGAGUCUAUCCAGGGAAAUUGCAAGUUUCGGAGUCCUUCUGUUUGGUACCCGUUACGGAAACCACCACUGUCGACGACCUGAUUCGCGAGGCUCUUCAUCGUUUCGGGUUGCAGGACAUCAAUUGCGAAGAUUACCGAUGCAGUGAAAUUCUUUUGGACCGGGGUGUUUCGGAGCGGGUGCUCUCGAGGGAAGAGAAGCCGUGGGAGAUCGUCAAACAAUUAGGGAAGGAUUCGAUUAGACAAAUGGAAUUGAUGCGAUUUUACCUCCAACUUAAGCAGGACCCUCACGGUCCCAAUCUCGCUCUCUUCGUUGGGAACUUACCGCCGAAUCUGUCCGAGCGCAAUUACGAGAACAUGUUGACCGAAUUCUUAGGAAAAGAAAAUAAGUUUUCGUCCAUCGGUCCCAUUUAUUACGAGUACGGAUCGAUGGUCAUUAUAUACGAGGACUCGAAUACGGCGGUCAAGGCGUUGUACGCACUGCGGGAAUCCAAAUACGAGGACAAACAUCUCUUAGUGAUGCUCCUGCCCAGUAUCGAGCCAAGCAUGGUACCACCUGGUGUUCACCCAUUACUGGUAUUCGUAAACGUUAAAUCUGGUGGUUGCCAGGGACUUGAGUUGAUCUCUAGCUUUCGUAAACUCUUAAAUCCCUACCAAGUAUUCGACUUGGACAAUGGCGGACCUCUUCCGGGGCUAUACGUCUUUCGGCACAUAAAGAAUUACAAAAUCUUAGUUUGCGGCGGGGACGGUACGAUCGGCUGGGUGUUACAAUGCCUGGACAACGUCGGCCAGGACAGCGAGUGCUCGUCGCCUGCAUGCGCAAUUGUUCCACUUGGUACCGGAAACGAUCUUGCGCGCGUAUUACGCUGGGGUUCGGGAUACACCGGAGCCGAGGACCCCCUGAGUCUUCUGCGAGACGUCAUCGAUGCCGAAGAGAUAACCUUGGAUCGAUGGACGGUAGUUUUCCACCCCGAAGAAAAGGAAGACAAGUCGCAACAAGUGGCCAACCCUGCAGGAGUUGGGUCGACCAGCGAAGACAAUACACAGAUAUUCGUGAUGAAUAAUUACUUCGGGAUCGGAAUCGACGCGGACUUGUGCCUCGAUUUUCACAAUGCACGAGAGGAGAAUCCGAACAAAUUCAACAGUCGGUUUCGUAACAAAGGUGUCUACGUGAAAAUGGGUCUGCGCAAGAUGGUCGGGAGGAAACCGUGCAAAGACUUGCACAGGGAAAUUCGGCUGGAAGUUGACGGACGGGUGGUGGAUCUUCCGCAAGUCGAAGGCAUCAUCAUUCUCAAUAUUCUAAGCUGGGGCUCGGGAGCGAAUCCUUGGGGACAGGACAAGGAGGAUCAGUUCAAUAAGCCGAAUCACUGGGACGGGAUGUUGGAGGUCGUCGGCGUUACGGGGGUGGUGCACUUGGGGCAGAUUCAAUCUGGUCUUCGCACCGCCAUGAGGAUAGCUCAGGGAGGUCACAUAAAAAUCCAUUUAUAUUCGGACAUAGCGGUGCAAGUGGACGGCGAGCCGUGGAUUCAAAGUCCAGGGAACGUCGUGGUCCUGAAGUCGGCACUGAAGGCCACGAUGCUGAAGAAGACCAAGGGCAAGAUGAAGCGGCGAAACACGGAGCCGAGCAUGCAACUGGCCCUGCAGGCAGCGGCCUCGAACGAGCCGGAUUCCGAGGUCUUCUGAGCACGGCCGCCCUCGAGGCUCCUCUGGAUUCGCCCCGAGGAAAGCGAAGGAAAAUCUACUAGAGGUCGAGGGAAAAGCGAGGCCAAAAAACGGGGCCUCUUCGGGUUCCUUUUCGGGGGCCCCGCGUAGCGGAGCGUCGUGCGGGGUGCCAGGCGUCCCAGGUAUAUAAGGGCGCGCGAGGAGCGCGCGGAGGCCAGUCGGCGCCCGGUCGGCCGCCGGGAAGGACCUCCCGGGCUCCUCCGCGCGACCCGCGACCCUUGACUCGCUGUCGAGUGCGCUCUCUCUCUCGCGAGGUCUCGCCGCGCGUCCGCCGGCGACCUCGCCGUCCCCGAGUCGACGACCGGGACCGACGUAGAUCCCGUUUUUCAAUGUGACGUCACACCGUACCAUCCUACCUAGCUCCACCGAUGAAUCAUUAUUUUCUAGAAAGGAGUGCGCCCAGCGUUAGAAAAACCGCCGAUACGGGAGGACUUCCGAUUCGACGCGCUCGCGGUCCCUUUGUAUUUGCGUUGCGUCAUACAUAUGCACCCAUGUAUACAUAGCGCGUUGCAGAUACCUCGAGAAAUACGUACGCGGUACUUGCGAGGAACGGGAGGCGUUAAGCGAUUACCGCGGAACGUCCCGUCGUUUCGUCCGCCGUCUCGCCGGUCGACGUCGGGGCGUCCCCGACGCGACCCGCGCGCACACGGGACGCAAAUCGCACGGGAAGGGAGACUGGUUGUUAUCGAUUAUUAUACCAAGGUAUUUGCAAUUAAAUAAUCAAUAUAUUUACACGAGUAGGUGUCGAGUCGUCGAGUUUCGCGCGACGAUUCGGCCGGGCAGUCCGAGUCUCAUCGAGGACGCGAUUCGACGCCGAUCGGGGAGAGAGAGAAAGAGAGGGAAAGAGAGAGCGAGAGGAAACGGAAACGCGGAUUAAUAGUAAUAGAAAGAGGCGACCUCGACCUCGCGUUAAACUCGUAGGUAGGGGCGGCCGAUUUUCGCCGACGAGGCGGACGUCGACGGGCCGGACGUCCCGCGCCGUUGUCGGUUCCGAUAACUCGAUCCGAAAAUCCGAUCGCCUUGCCGGAGCGCGAACGCCUAGCUGUACGACACAUUCCACCGUAACGUGGCGGAGAGCAUUAUGUAAAUCUUACGACACUUAUGCCAAAGAGUUUUAAGGAUGGGCGAAGACCUAACCUAGUUAGCGGAUCGACGGCCUCGGGCCGGGAAGCGCGCGGGGGUCGAAGUCGGGCGGGCAGUCGCGACGGUGGCGCCGCCGACCGGCGGAGUCGGGCCCGCGCCGAAGCUCCGCGACCCGCGGUCCUUGUCUCGGGGCUCAUGGCUAGAGUUCUAAAUCCGGUAAGUUACGUCAGAAACGAAGAGAAAUUCCCGGUAACUUCUCCAAAGCCUUUUUUAUCGAGAAAUUAUGAGAAUUUGAAUUUUUCAACGGAGCGAACGAGAGGUUUCGAUUAGCUAUAGAGAAACAUCGUAGAGGGGAAUUUCCGCUAUACGUCCUCCGUAGCCAAUAAAAACCUCCCAUUCGCUUCGCCGCAGAAUAAAAUAUCAGUUCGUUUGAAACAAAUCUCAUGGAAUUUUCCGUCAAGUUGUACAUACGUGAAUAUUUUUACCUGGAGGUAAAUA
This is a messenger RNA of Orussus abietinus, 4917 nucleotides long. RefSeq names its product diacylglycerol kinase theta. The transcript has 18 exons. Gene Ontology annotation, molecular function: ATP-dependent diacylglycerol kinase activity; RNA binding. NCBI's taxonomy places the organism in Eukaryota, Metazoa, Arthropoda, Insecta, Hymenoptera, Orussidae. Gene Ontology annotation, biological process: intracellular signal transduction; diacylglycerol metabolic process; lipid phosphorylation. The record is from RefSeq and is a predicted model, not a curated record. Bases 331 to 3297 code for a protein of 988 amino acids.